Molecule: messenger RNA, 1424 nt
Organism: Trematosphaeria pertusa
Lineage: Eukaryota; Fungi; Ascomycota; Dothideomycetes; Pleosporales; Trematosphaeriaceae
Product: glycerate kinase
Exons: 2
Coding region: 45-1424 (459 amino acids)
Molecular function (GO): glycerate kinase activity
Source: RefSeq, a predicted model, not a curated record
UGUAUACCUACGACCAAACACGAAAACGAACUCACGAAGCCACAAUGAAGCCAACAUCCGUCCUCCUCGACCCGCGCAAUGCGGCAACGACCCGAUCCCCGGAAAUACCAAUGAACGUCCUCGUCGCACCCGCCGGAUUUAAAGAAAGUCUCGAAGCUGAACAAGCAGCGCGCUACAUCGAAGCCGGUAUCCUGAAAGCAAACCCACACGCCAGCAUCCGCAAAGUACCUCUCCACGACGGCGGCGAAGGCUUCUCGAAAGCGCUCGUUCAGCAGAGAGGCGGCACACUAUACGAGAUCUCUGUUACCGGACCUAUUGGCGAGCCAGUCGAUUCGUACUUUGGCAUACUGCAGGAUGGAAAGACGGCGGUGGUUGAUAUGGCGGCUGCGGCGGGAUUGAGAUUGGUGCCGAAGACGCACCGCGAUCCGGCGAGUACGACAACGGUCGGUGUGGGGGAGCUGAUGAAAGCAGCGAUUGAAAAGGGAUGCAAGAAGCUUAUCGUGGGGUGUGGCGACUCAGGAACCAGCGAUGGAGGAGCGGGGAUGCUGCAGGCUCUCGGUGUGCGGCUGCUCGAUGGCGCUGGGCGGGAGCUACCGAGGGGAGGGGGAGGUAAGGACAUGCAUAGACUCUCAAAGAUCGAUAUGCAGGGCCUGCACCCCCGGUUGAGAAAUGGCGAGGUGGACAUCGAGGUCGUGUGUAACUUCAAGAACGUUCUUACUGGUCCCCGAGGCGUUGCGAGGAUCUACGGUCCACAGAAGGGCGCUACACCCGAGCAAGUCGAGCUGCUUUCCGACGGCUUAGAGAAAUACGGCAGGAUAAUCAGCGACCUCCUUGGAAAGGAUAUCACCACAGCACCAGGGAGCGGCGCCUCCGGUGGCCUUGGAGCCGGCCUGCUCCUCCUCCACGCCACCGUCAGAACCCGCUUCGAAGCCGUCAUCGAGUAUUUCAACAUCCGCGACCUAUUCGAUGACUCAGACCUCCUCUUCACAGCCGAAGGCGGCCUCGACUCACAGACACCGCACGGUAAAAUCACCGCCGAAGUAGCCAAGCGCGCGAGCGAAAAGGGCAUCCGCGUUGUCGCUCUCGCAGGCACCAUUGGCUCCGGCGCCGACGACUGCUACGAGUCCGGCAUCGAUGCGUUUUCGAGCAUCCUAAAAGCGCCCGUGAGCUUGGAUGAGGCGAUUAAGAAUACGGAGACGUUGCUGCGGGAUUGUGCGGAGAACGCGAUGCGGAUGAUAAUGGUAGGUCAGUCGCUCAGUCCGGAGCGCCAGAUGCGUGGGAAGAGCCCGGGGAUUGGUCCUGCGCUCGAGAACUUGAGGAUUGAAGAGAGGGAUGUGGAGGCGUUGAAGCCGGGGCCGAAACGGAGUGUUACGCUUCCUUCGCAGCUGUUGCAGCCGGCUAAUCACUUGACGACGCCUGUAUAG